Maudiozyma barnettii is the source of this 1023-nucleotide messenger RNA. It is a transcript of the gene ASR1, whose product is annotated as ubiquitin-protein ligase ASR1. NCBI's taxonomy places the organism in Eukaryota, Fungi, Ascomycota, Saccharomycetes, Saccharomycetales, Saccharomycetaceae. The record is from RefSeq and is a predicted model, not a curated record. Bases 1 to 1023 code for a protein of 340 amino acids. The transcript has a single exon. Gene Ontology annotation, molecular function: metal ion binding.
AUGGAGUGUUCUAUUUGUAUUGAGCCUAUUCUAAUCAAAACAAUACAUGAGGAAUCAUAUUCUGAAAUAGUUUAUGAUACAAUAGGGGAACUAUUGCCAUGUCACCAUAAGUUUCAUAGCGAUUGCAUAAGGAAAUGGCAUACUUUUGCAACAGAUUUAAAUUGCCCGAUCUGUAGAACAACGUCAUUAUCGAUGUCCCUAAUUUAUAAUUAUAAGUUAUGGUAUGAGAAGAGAGUGCAUAUUGAUUUAAAUAAAGGGUUUCUGGUUGAAAGUGUACUUGAAUAUGAUAGUUUGAUGUCUAAUAAUAAUUUAGAAAUAGAAGAAACUUACAGCUCGGAAAUUGAUCAUGGAUUAACGACUACUCAGCAAGAUAAUGAUGAAACUAAUAAUAGUGAUUUAUCCACAUUAUUUCAAACAAUAUUAAACAUCGAGGAAAUGAAUGAUGAUGACUCAGAGAAGGAUAUAGAGGCAGAACAAGAAGUGUUGGAUUCAAUGAGAAAAGAAUAUAAUACUUUGCUAUGUAGGAUAUGUGGAGAUGAUGAAGAAACAGAUGCCGAUACGAGGUGUCCCGAUUGUAAUGCAAGAUAUCAUGAGGGAUGUCUUCAUGUAACAGCCAGUGAGAUUGGCGAAAGUGAUACUUGGCAACAAUGUAUCGAAUGUAGAGCUCAAACGGAACACAUGCGUGAUAAUCGGAGAACGAAUAUACGUGAACCACCAAUGUUGUCAUUGCCAUCUAUUCAAAAUGACAACAUUACUGAAUCCACUAGAGAGGAUGAGCUGGAGAGAAUACGAGAAACAAAGAGAAAGAUACAGAAUCAUGUAAGAAGUGCCUUGAAAUUGUACUAUUGUCGGUCAAGUCCGAUACGACUAACUAAAGAGCAAUUCACCAACAUCAAUCAGACCGUUUCGCGAACAUUAUAUUUGAUAUCUGAUAAUAAAUAUCAGGAAAAGAUGAACUAUGACCACCAUGCUAAAGAAGGAGUUGUAAAGGAAUUACAAAAGUUGGGAUACAUUGAGGUAUAA